This is a messenger RNA of Scomber scombrus (Atlantic mackerel), 3288 nucleotides long. RefSeq names its product growth arrest-specific 2 like 1 (gene gas2l1). Gene Ontology annotation, molecular function: actin filament binding; microtubule binding; cytoskeletal adaptor activity. Gene Ontology annotation, cellular component: microtubule plus-end; cytoplasm; stress fiber. Gene Ontology annotation, biological process: microtubule bundle formation; regulation of microtubule polymerization or depolymerization; protein localization to microtubule plus-end. The transcript has 5 exons. Lineage: Eukaryota; Metazoa; Chordata; Actinopteri; Scombriformes; Scombridae. The record is from RefSeq and is a predicted model, not a curated record. The coding region runs from base 31 to 3288 and encodes 1085 amino acids.
GUAGACUUUAUUGAUACAUAAUCCGACAAUAUGGCUGAUCAGAGCAACAUCCAGUCGGCCGCCUCCAAGAGUAUCCGGCCUUUUAAAUCCAGUGAAGAAUACCUGUACGCCAUGAAGGAGGACCUGGCUGAAUGGCUCAACACCCUGUACGACCUAGAUAUCACUGCAGACACCUUCAUGGAUGGGCUGGAGUCGGGCUGUGCCCUCUGUCGGCACGCCAACAACGUGAACCGCGCCGCCCAGGACUUCCAGCUGGAAUACCCGGGAGCUGCACAGUCCAUGAAAGUGCCAUCCAAAGAUGUUGUCUUUCAGUCACGCAAUGUUGUCGCCGGUUCGUUUGUGGCGCGGGAUAAUGUGUCCAAUUUCAUCACCUGGUGCAGGCAGGAGCUCUGGAUCAAGGACGUCCUCAUGUUUGAGACCAACGACUUGGUGGAGAGAUGCAACGAAAAGAAUUUUGUUCUGUGUCUCCUUGAGGUGGCGCGUCGUGGCUCCAAGUUUGGCAUGUUGGCCCCCAUGCUGAUCCAGUUGGAGGAGGAAAUCGAAGAGGAGAUCCGGGACCAGGGGAGCCUGCAAAUCGAUGCAGGGCAGCCAGUCGAGCAGAGCCCACCGAGCAGGUGUUUCAGUCGGAAGGAGAGCAUUCACAGUGUGGAGGAUGAAGCUGAUCCGGAGCCUUACUGGCAGCCGAAGAGAGUUUUAUGUGACAUGCGAAAUUUGGAUGAGUUGGUGCGUGAGAUUCUGGGCCGGUGUUCCUGUCCAGCUCAGUUUCCUAUGAUCAAGGUGUCAGAGGGGAAGUACAAAGUCGGGGACUCCAGCGCAUUGAUCUUCAUCAGGGUCCUUCGUACUCAUGUGAUGGUACGUGUUGGAGGGGGCUGGGACACAUUAGAGCACUAUUUGGACAAGCAUGACCCAUGUCGCUGUGCUGCUUUUGCCCACCGCUACCACCAGGCUAAAGCCAGUGGCCAAGGUCAGGGAGGCCAGAGCAAGUCCUCGAGUGCCCACUCAUCCCGCUCUACUAGCCCAGGUCCACACUGGCGAAAUGAAGGCAUCGCACCUUACAAACCUCCUGACAGGCGAUCCCUGGAGCCCCCCUCUGCUCCAUGUGUAUCUUCUUCUUCCACACGGACGGGCCGCUCUCAGAACCCUUCUGUCCCCACUGAGGUCGAUUCCAAUGCAGCACGUACUCUACUCCCACGGCCGCCACGAGACCGCUCAGAACCCCGCCACUUUAAUCCUCUCAGGAAUAAGGAGACAAUGUUGACAAGACGUCUGUCUGGAGACAGUGACUCCUCUACAGCCUCCUCUAAGGGAGGAGGGGGACGGUACUCUCAUGGUGGUACUUCACGCCACUCCGGUGAAGAGGUCAUCCUACUUGUCAAUCGCAAGGAAGGCAAGCAUAUAAUAGAGAGGCCUGGAGCUGGAAAUCAGACGCCAUCCAUGCGUCCCACACUUCCCCGUGCACGCAGCCAGUCUCGGGAACGUCCCUCACUUGCUCCAAUGCUCAAACCUAACCCACCACAAGGAUCCCCUGAUGGAGCACGGACCCCCCGCACAGAGAGGGGCCGCUCCCUUGGAAAUGAAGGCCCAAGAAGACUUCAUGCUCCACGUUCCCACAGCCAGAGUAAGUUACAGAACCGUACUCGGUCCAGCAAUGCCAGCCCGGGGCCUGCUUCCUGCUACAGAGACCCUCAGCCUCCACCAUCAGACAGACACUCUCAGGAUUCUCGGGCCAAACAACUGCCCCCAUCCUCCCCUAGAGUGAGUGGUGGGUUCACCAAGAGGCAGUCAUCUUCAUGUGCCAACUCACCUAUUAAAGGAAUCCAAACCAACAACAGCAGCCCCAGUAAGAAGACCAUAACUACUCCCAGACCCCCUGCCCCCCGCUCACCAUCCAUAGGGAAAGGCAGGCUGCUGCCCCCAGUCACCUCUGGAGGUCGACGUUCUCCACACUCAUCUCCCCGUAAUGCUCAUCAUCACCCUACCCGCUCUCCUCGAACAUCACAUGGCCCUCGUUCUACUGGGCGAGGCCAUCAUAGGAACUGGUCUGGUGUGGAGUGCCAGGAGCUGGAGGAGGAAGGAGUAGGCUGUGGCUUCCAAAUGCUGCCAACACUAGACCCCCAGAGGGAGCAGGACCUGUAUCGCAGCUUUGAGGCUGAAUUCCUUGCUAAUACACAGCAGGCUAAAGGAGUGUCUAGUAGAGCCCCUGGAGGAGUGACCCUGCAAGGAGCUGGAACACAUCCAGUGCCAGCACCCACUGAUCCUAAUGUCACUGACUCUGCUUAUUCCUCCUCUAACUCCUCCACCUCCUCCCUGACCGUAGGGGCGAAGAUAGGAACUCUUCCUGAGCUCAGGGAAUCCAAGAGAACUAAUCCUCGUCACUUCUCAAUGGAGGACCCCUUGAAUUUACUUUAUGGACACAACUUUGGAGGACCACACAACUUUGGUCAAGGAGAACCUGAACACUGGGGGGAUCGUGGAGGGGGUCUCAAGAAGCUCCCAGCCAUCUCUAGCUCCAUGGAGGAGAGGGAACAUCUUUCUUCACUUUCUGGUCUUGGAGACUCUGAGUCAAACAGACUGAUGAAUCAGGUCCCUUCACAACCUGCUUUCCACUGUAGGAAUAUGAAUGGAGACCAUGGGGGUUGCCCUCCUACAGGGUUGCUUACAGGCCAACAGGGUCAGCUUGGCUGGGGCACAGGGCAUGAAGGUGAUGUUCCUCUGGAGAAUCACCAGCCAAACUUACCAUAUGACUUGGAAAAUGAUGACCUCCCACCCCCAGAUGCUUGUCCGUCACCUAUCCCCCUUCCCCCCUCUGAGGACUGCUCCUUCCAGGAUUCCUCUAGUGAAAACUCUUCAAUGUGCUUCAGUCUGAGCGAAUCCCGCUCUGACUCCCCCCCACCAUCUUCAUCCCUGGCCAACGGGGACGCAGAUGGAGAAGUGCUGCAGACUAAGAAAGGGCAAAAGAAGACUGACAGGGUAAACGCUAUCUCUAAGCACAAACUGAGAUCCAGGAUCAGGCCUCGUAUGGACAACAGACCAGAAAACAGCCCCUCACGCAUCCCCACCCCGGUCAGCUAUAGAGAUCUGCAGGCUAAUGACACCCUUUCACCCUGCCACACCCCACCGCUGUCCCCUCAGAACUCCCGUUCUACUGGUCGCCCAGCCACAUGCAAAAGCCUGCACCAGGCCUUCGCAGAUAUGAUUCAUCCUCAACCACGUUCUCCAGCCAUGGGCAACAAAGAUUGCACCUUCCCUGGACAGCCAGGGAGCUUGGACACUGAAGCUUGGAUGUAG